UUGGCGCUGUCUGUUGGUCGUGCGCGAAAUCGCGAACAGCUGUCCGUCCGUGUGGUCUGUGUCAAAUCUUGGCAGGGGGUUAGUCGAGUGUGUUGGAUCCGGAUUGCGGUGCGUUGGCGGUGUGUGCUGUCUCCAUUCAUCGGAAGAUUCUUCCUCGCGUCAGAGACGAUUUGCGCGUGAUCCAAGGAAGCAACGACACGACAGCACCAUGGCGUUCGCCGGGCUCAAGAAGCAGAUCAACAAGGCGAAUCAGUAUAUGACGGAAAAGAUGGGCGGAGCAGAAGGGACGAAGCUCGACGUCGACUUCGUGGAUAUGGAAAGGAAAACAGACGUCACGUACGAGCUCGUGGAGGAGCUGCAGCUGAAAACGAAGGAGUUUCUCCAGCCGAAUCCGACAGCGAGGGCGAAGAUGGCAGCUGUCAAGGGCAUCAGCAAGCUCAGCGGUCAAGCGAAGGCCUCCACCUAUCCUCAGCCGGAGGGUGUCCUAGGCGAUUGUAUGCUCCUUUACGGCAAGAAAAUGGGCGAGGACAGCAUUUUCGCCCAGGCUCUCAUCGAAAUGGGCGAGGCCAUGAAGCAGAUGGCGGACGUGAAAUAUUCGCUGGACGACAACAUCAAGCAGAACUUCCUCGAGCCUCUGCACCAUCUGCAGACCAAGGAUCUCAAAGAAGUGAUGCACCACCGGAAGAAACUGCAAGGCCGUAGACUGGACUUUGAUUGCAAGCGAAGACGUCAGGCGAAAGCGACUGGAAAGAGGUCCGCCAGUCCGCAUUUUGGAAGCCCAGCGCGAUUUAGCAUCUCUUCGUCGUAUGCUGACGACGAGAUUCGUCAAGCCGAGGAGAAGUUCGCGGAGAGCCUUCAUCUGGCACAGAUGGGCAUGUUCAAUUUGCUCGAGAACGAUAUCGAACAAGUCGCUCAACUGGCAACCUUUAGCGAGGCUCUUCUCGAGUACCAUCAACAGUGUACUGAGAUACUUAGAGGGUUGACGGAGACGCUUCUCGAAAAGAAAGAGGAGGCGGUAAGCCGACCAAAGCUGGAAUUCGUGCCGAAGACACUGGCGGAUCUGCACGUGGACGGCGGAUUGUCGGACCACGUGAACGGUGGGAACUUCUCCCUUCACGGGUCAAGUCGAGCCGGCUCUCCGAUUCAGCGCUCGCAGCUCGAGCUAUUUCCGGCCGGAAACCCGCCACAAUCUACCAAUGCUUCACCCUUGCCCUCACCGAGCAAAUCGCCAGCGAGGACGCCGAUAACACAGCCGAGAACGCCGUGCUGCACAGCCCUCUACGACUUCGAACCCGAAAAUCCCGGUGAACUUGGAUUCAAGGAAAACGACACGAUCACCUUGACCCAGAAAAUCGACGAGAAUUGGUACGAGGGCAGCUUGGACGGGCGCACGGGUUAUUUCCCUGUGACUUACGUGCAGGUCGUAGUGCCAUUACCCUAAGAGGACGCCGCGCAUCUCGAAGCCAAAGACCCUGCAUAUUCGUUCACUAGCGUCUACCACUACAGGAUUACUCUGCUCUCCAGCUAGCCUAAAACCUAGACAAAAAAACCCCUCGACGGCAACCUAUCUACUAUAUACAUAUAUACCUAUACCUAUCUCGAUCUUGUCUAACUUACGUUGCGGUCUCAAGCUUGCGCCCAAGAUACACGAGUUUCUCUAGCCCUUUUUUCCUCUCACGUUCUCCUACACAGAGAGACCCCCUCCUUUUUCCCGCAGAUAUCCCCAGAAUAGCCUCUAUUACGCAUGUUAAUGUACAUAUAUAAUGUUAUAGUGUAUUUUAUCGACGUAAGGAUCUUCGCGCGCGCAGACACACAUACAUACACAUAUAUACACAGAUAAACAUGAAUGCGUAACCAGGAAAUAUGUGCAUAGAUACAUUAUAGAUGUAUUAUAUACCUAUAUAUACAGAUUACAUAACACAAACACACAGGCAGAUAAUCUAUAUUAAAUUACACGUACACACACACAUAUAUACAAGUAUAUAUAUAAAACACUUAUAGAGACACACAGGACAUCUAUCUACAAUAGCAGUUCACUGUCAAGGGCGGCUCUCUCCUCUCAUCUUCUUUUCUAUAUUCAUUAUCUGACUCUUCCGCCUCGUCGAGAUACUUUCGGAAUAUUUUCACAGUUCGAGUGCACAAAACAGAAAAAGAUCGAGCGAUAGCGUGAAUCGAUUAUGGCGGGGCGCGAUUUUCCCGAUAAUUUCUCUUUUGGGAUUUCAUUAAUUUCUUCCCGAAAGCGUUUCAUCGUUCCGAUAAUGAGCCAAUGCUCGUUUCUAUUGCAAGCUUACUUUAUCUGGACAUCACGUACGAAUUUCGAAUGGAGCGAGAUUACUCCAGCGGAUUGAAUUCUCUGCUAAAAACGAAUCAGGAUUCCAGGCUUAGCGCUCAAUUUUUUCUCUCCAUUUAUAAAUAAUAUUAGAAAAAAAAUGUUUAAUUAACAAAUAAAAAGGCA
Nylanderia fulva is the source of this 2455-nucleotide messenger RNA. It is a transcript of the gene EndoA, whose product is annotated as SH3 domain containing GRB2 like, endophilin-A. Gene Ontology annotation, cellular component: cytoplasm; presynapse; glutamatergic synapse. Lineage: Eukaryota; Metazoa; Arthropoda; Insecta; Hymenoptera; Formicidae. Gene Ontology annotation, molecular function: protein binding. The record is from RefSeq and is a predicted model, not a curated record. Gene Ontology annotation, biological process: synaptic vesicle uncoating.